AUGCAGACGCCCGGGCCGUCGACAAAAUGCAACGACGCCAAGCCCAUGUUUGACCCACCAGGAACGCGAAGCCUGAUCAACCAAGCAGAUCACGACAUUGCAAUUCAGCUGACCAAGAACAAUGCAGUUGGCGUGGGAGCGCUUCGGCUAUUGCUUUUCGUUUCUCGCAAGCUGGGCGGCAAUCCAAAUGAGCUGUUGCAGCCAUUUUUGCGGUACCGUGAUGACGAAUCGGGUGACUUCGACGAUGGCGAGCAACCUUCUGGUGACGAUUACGGCGUGGACGGCGACGACAACGAACAGGGCGGCGAGUUAGUACCCCCUGUAAAGCGCGCUGUUUCAUCAGUUUCGCAUGGUGCCGAGUUGGAAGCACCCACACCAAAGCGUCCAGUACCAUUGAACGAUGAUGCCAUGGUUGACCGACGCUUGGCCAGAAUGGCAAAACAAUUGCUAUGA
Aphanomyces astaci is the source of this 453-nucleotide messenger RNA. RefSeq lists its product as hypothetical. The transcript has a single exon. Bases 1 to 453 code for a protein of 150 amino acids. The record is from RefSeq and is a predicted model, not a curated record. NCBI's taxonomy places the organism in Eukaryota, Oomycota, Saprolegniomycetes, Saprolegniales, Verrucalvaceae.